Apis mellifera (honey bee) is the source of this 563-nucleotide messenger RNA. Its product is annotated as keratin-associated protein 19-2. The transcript is spliced from 3 exons. Bases 118 to 465 code for a protein of 115 amino acids. Lineage: Eukaryota; Metazoa; Arthropoda; Insecta; Hymenoptera; Apidae. The record is from RefSeq and is a predicted model, not a curated record.
CUAUAUAAAGGCCGCCCUCCAGAUUUUCUCAUCGUCACUUCGCACUCGAAACUCGAGGAAGCUGGUCGCUAACUAGUCCAGCAAACUUGUUAUCUCCUCCCGAUAAACCGUUCAACCAUGAAGAUCGCGCUAAUCGUUCUGGUUACGAUGUUGGCCGGCGCCAUCGCAUACCCUGCUCACCCUGCCGCCGCAGAACAGGGCGCUGCUCCCGAGGAACAAGAGGGUCCAGUGUCGAGGCCGAUCAGAGAGGCAAAUCCAGAUCCUCACCACCGUCAUUUCGGUGGAUUCGGUGGAUUCGGUGGAUACGGUGGAUACGGUGGAUACGGUGGAUAUGGCGGAUACGGUGGAUACGGUGGUCUUCCCAUAGGCGGCUUCGGGAGUUCUCACAGCUCCGCUGGUGCUAUUAGCUCUCCCUUCGGAAGCGCUGCUUUUGCCAGCUCAAAGUCUGGAGGCUUUGGACGAUGAAGCAGUUGUAUUGGAUACUUGGAUAGUCGAUUUCCUUUCAACAACGACAACAGACUCAAUUUUAUAUGUAUCUAUAUAUAUAUAUAUAUAUUCCUCGU